AGGGACAAGUAAAAUUGAACGUAAUUUAGAUGUUCUCUUUUUUACCUUAGCCAAAUAAAUUUGGAACUUGUUGUUUCAAGUGGGAGAAGAGGACAUCCAAUAUUGUGGAAGUUGCGGGUUGGUAAUUGGCAGAUCUGGGGAAAAUUCAGUGGUUCCCGGCUCUACUUAACGCCGGGAAAUCAGUGAAUAUGGUUGGGGCAAAAAUCGUGAUUAUAUUUGAUUUUGAUCGGACUCUCAUUGACGCCGACAGCGAUAGAUGGGUCGUGGAGAAUAUGGGUCUAACCCAUUUGUUCAACCAGCUCCGACCAACUUUACCUUGGAAUGCUCUCAUGGAUAGGAUGAUGGAGGAGCUACAUUCAGAGGGUAAAACUGUUGAGCAGAUAGCUGAAUGUUUGAAGGACGUUCCGUUGCAUCCUCACACAAUUUCAGCCAUACAAUCAGCUCAUGAUCUUGGAUGUAACUUAAAAGUAGUUAGUGAUGCGAAUGAGUUUUAUAUCGAGACUAUAUUGAAACAUCACGGAUUAGAGAGAUAUUUCUCGAAGGUGAUUACUAACCCAAUAUCAGUAGAUGGAGAAGGUAGAUUGAGGAUCUUUCCAUACCAUAUGGCGUCUUGUAAUCUAUGCCCUCCUAACUUAUGCAAGGGUCUUGUUAUUGAGCAGAUCCAAGCUUCCUUGAGUGAGAAAGGGAAAUCAAGAUUCAUAUAUCUUGGAGAUGGGAGAGGUGAUUACUGCCCAACGUUGAAGCUCGAUAAAGGAGACCAUGUAAUGCCAAGGAAGGGCUUUCCAUUGUCGGAUCACCUGCUAAGUGAUCCAAAUCUUUUGAAAGCAGACUCUCAUGAAUGGAGCAAUGGGCAAGAACUUGAAAGCAUCCUACUCCAGCUUAUUGAAAAACUAUACAAGGAAUAGAACAUUUGAAUUGUCACUGUAUAUCUCCCUCCAACAUUUUCCAGGUUGAGGCCAGCCUGUAGGUUCGUGCACUAAAUUGGUAUCUGUUCAUUUAAGCUUUAUAAGUGGUUUUGGUCUAUUGGAGCACUGUGCUUCAAGGCUCAAGUUGGGGUUGGCGCUUCAGUCUGGAUGAUAACAGUACCACAACAACUGUGCCUUGGUUCCAAACAAAUCCAUGUUAUGAAUUUUAAUUGACCAUGUUAAUUCAUUUAAACUCAUGCUAGUAUAAUAUACGUGUUUUGUACGUGUGUAUUGUUAGGGCUGACAAUUUUAGUUCAUAUAAGUGAAAUGAAACCAUUUUGUCCAUAUUAAAUUAAAUGGAUCA
This is a messenger RNA of Solanum pennellii, 1269 nucleotides long. RefSeq names its product inorganic pyrophosphatase 1-like. The coding region runs from base 189 to 905 and encodes 238 amino acids. Gene Ontology annotation, molecular function: phosphatase activity. The transcript has 4 exons. Lineage: Eukaryota; Viridiplantae; Streptophyta; Magnoliopsida; Solanales; Solanaceae. The record is from RefSeq and is a predicted model, not a curated record.